AUCUUUGUAAAACAAAUCCCUUGCUUCCUUCAAAACAGUACUAUUAACAUAAUCGUAAAACCCCUCACCGCUAGCAACAAACACCAAAAAUAAAAUGUGUGACUCGGACUCGGGGGAAAGUACCUCUUCGGCAUCGUCGCUCAUCUCGCUGCGUUCGUCUUCGUCCUCGGGCUUAAGUGAGUUCGUUGAUGCCAAAAUAGAGCUGCAGGACAUAUACCAGGAUUUGGACAAAUUUAUCUCUUCACUUAUGAUCACCGUCGAGGGGAGUAAUCUGUUGGAUGAGGCGGAGGAGCAGCAGCAAAUGGAGCAGCUCCGCUGCUUCUCCAGCAAAGUGCAGGCCAUCGAAAAGGUCAUGUCCAGAGAUCGAAUGAAGGUGGCCUUUUUCGGAAGAACUUCGAAUGGCAAGAGCGCAGUGAUCAAUGCCCUGCUCCAUGAUAGAAUAUUGCCCAGCGCCAUGGGUCAUACAACCAGCUGCUUUUGCCUGGUGCAGGCCACCGCUGAUGAAGAGGAUCCGGAGCAUGUGCGGGUCGAGCAGGAGAAUCUGCACCUGGAGCUGGGUGCUUUAAAGGAACUGGCCAGUGCACACUCUCCGAGAGCCAUGAAACCCAGUACCCUUCUGCACGUGAAUAUGCCCAGGAGUCGCUGUCGCCUGCUGGACUACGAUGUGGUUCUGUUGGACACGCCUGGCGUGGAUGUAACAGCCCAGUUGGAUGACUGCCUGGAUCGUUAUUGCAUGGAUGCCGAUGUUUUCAUCCUGGUCCUUAAUGCAGAGUCCACAAUUUCACGCGUGGAGCAGCAGUUUUUCAAGGAUGUGGCUUCGAAACUCUCGCGACCAAACCUCUUCAUCCUAAACAAUCGCUGGGAUAUGGCCAGCAGCCAGGAACCGGAAAUGGAGUUGCAGGUGAGGGAUCAGCACAUUGAACGGUGCCUGAAGCUGCUCAUCGAAGAUUUGGGCGUGUACUCAACUGUGGAGCAAGCGCGGCGGAGGAUUUACCAUGUCUCGGCUCUGGAGGCUUUGCAACUGCGAAACGGAUGCAACCAAAAUCCCACUGUACCAACGCAAGAGCGAUAUCUGGAGUUUCAGAGGUUUGAGACUGAUUUUUCAAACUGCCUGGCGCACUCUGCUCUAAAGACCAAAUUCGAGCAGCAUUUGCUGAGUGCUCUGGAUAUUCUGGCCCAGUUAGAGGCCACGUUGAUAGGUCCUCUUACGUCCAAAUUGGGCCAACUUUUGAAGGAAACUGGUGAGGAAGCAAAUAAGCUUUAUGCGGAAAUAAAUGAUCAGGGACUCCGAGUUGUGCAGCGAAAGGAAGAGCUUGAGGAUCAAGUCGAAAAACUGUGUGAGGAGGCCCAGGCGAUGGGACAGCAGGUGCUGAGGGAUCAGAUCACUAGAGUCCUUCCCUCAGCCGUGCGAUCCUUUUCGCAACCGUUUCAUCCCCAGAUGGUGAGACAACUUGGUCACUAUCAGCGAUCCCUGAGUGCCCACUUGGAGGUCCUACUCACGGACGAGAUCCUAGAACGCCUUUCUAUACCGCUGCAGGUUAAAUUGAGCCAGCUGGAGCUGGAAGUGCAGGGUAAACCCAAUGAGGAAACUCUGAAUUGGCAGCUCAUCUACGGACUGGAUUGCCAAUCCCUGAUGGGUGACUUUCAACCUGAUCUGCGAUUCCGUUUCUCCUGGGGAUUGGCUGCGUUUUGGCAGCGCUUCCAUGGAAAGCUUUCGCUGCCCGCCAAUUCAGUGCAGGAGCGAAAGCUACUCAAUGGCCAUAAGGAGGUCACACCUGCUGCUGCUCCUCUGAUCAAUCCAAGUCAGCUGGAGAUAAUAGCAUCCCUACUCAAAUCGGAUGGCUCUCUUGGAGCCUUACUACUCAGUGGAAUCGCUGUUCGCUCGGUGGGCUGGCGGGUGAUGCUUAUCGUCGGCAGCCUCUUGGGAUCCAUGUACCUCUACGAGCUGCUCAGUUGGACGCCAUCCGCUCAGGAGCGGAGCUUCAAGUCUCAGUACACGGAGCACUUGCAGCGGCAUCUGCGGGCGAGAGUGCAACAGACGGCAACCGGAUUCGAGCUACAAUUCAAGCAGCAGCUGGGAAAGGUUCAGAACUCUUGGACAGACGAGGUUCGUCUAAUGGGGAUGGACUUGAACUCGAAGAUUUUAAAACUAAGGGAGCGACUGAACUCGAUGCAGGAACUACAGCUGAAGUUGAAGGAGUUUCGUUCCAAGGGAAACAUGCUGGCGAUUCGAUUGCGGGAGUUUCAAGAGCUCUACUUGGCAAGCAGGGUUUAAAUUAUGAGGGUUUAAAUUUGAAUUUUAGUUUAGUUUAGUUUUAUUUUUGUUGGAUUACAUUAAAUUAUACUUAUAGUUAACCUUUAAAA
This is a messenger RNA of Drosophila kikkawai, 2364 nucleotides long. The record is from RefSeq and is a predicted model, not a curated record. NCBI's taxonomy places the organism in Eukaryota, Metazoa, Arthropoda, Insecta, Diptera, Drosophilidae.